Molecule: messenger RNA, 1821 nt
Organism: Fonsecaea erecta
Lineage: Eukaryota; Fungi; Ascomycota; Eurotiomycetes; Chaetothyriales; Herpotrichiellaceae
Product: proline-tRNA ligase
Exons: 1
Coding region: 1-1821 (606 amino acids)
Biological process (GO): prolyl-tRNA aminoacylation
Cellular component (GO): cytoplasm; mitochondrion
Molecular function (GO): proline-tRNA ligase activity; ATP binding
Source: RefSeq, a predicted model, not a curated record
AUGAAGCUCCCACCCGCAGCCUGGACACCCAGGAGAGCAGCACCCCGUCCAGCUCAAUGGAGAAGCUCAAGUAUUCGCCAUAAUCAUACCGCUUUGACGCAACGAAUAUCCGACUUCUGGAUCCCUACAGUGAACGUGCAAAAACACGAUGCGGCUCCAGAUGCUACUCAGCUGCUCAUCCGAGCUGGCUAUUUGCGGCAGGCGUAUGCGGGGAUAUUCCAGAUGCUGCCACUAGGGCUACGGGUCCAGGAAAAGCUAGAGCGACUCAUCGACAAGCACAUGAGAUCGGUCAGAGCUUCCAAGGUCUCACUCUCAUCCUUAUCCUCGCAAGCUCUGUGGGAGAAGUCAGGACGCCUGAAGCGUGGAGGCGAGAUGUUUAUGUUCAGAGACAGGAGGGAUACGGAGUGGCUGUUGGCACCAACCCAUGAAGAAGAGAUCACCACCUUGCUCGCCGAUAUCAUCCAGACGCGCCAGCAGCUCCCGGUCCGACUGUACCAGAUUGGCCGAAAAUACCGUGAUGAGAAGCGACCUCGUGGCGGCCUCCUUCGCGGCCGAGAAUUUCUCAUGAAAGACCUCUACACUUUCGAUGCCACCCCGGCUCACGCCCAUGUCACGUACGACGAAAUAAGGCGCGCAUAUCGUAACUUCCUGAACGAGCUCAAGAUCCACUACGUAGAGGCGAGAGCAGUUUCGGGGGAUAUGGGAGGGAACCUCAGCCACGAGUAUCAUUUCCCCAACUUCGCCGGAGAGGAUAUCGUCAUCACUUGCUCGGAUUGUGACUAUGCACGCAAUGAAGAAUUUGUUUCCCAACCGGUAUAUCCACCUCGACCGCUUCAGAUACCCGAAUUCAGCGCCACAGAGGGCAAAUCUAGCCAAAAAUACCUCGAAGAACACUUCCUGAGCACAGAUCGUCGGAGCCUGGUUCGUGCCAUCGUGCCAUUUCUCUCCGACGACAUCUCCGAAGACAAAUCUGCAGCACGAUCCAUCAAUGCACAUGCCGUUAAGGCAGCGCUGGACGGUGUUUUGAAUAUAGAUACAGGGCUAGAGCGUCCCACGGAGAGUUUCAAGGAAUCUCUAGCUAGUGCCGCAACGGAUGCCGCAGCGAAGAAACCAUCGAUAUAUUAUCUCCUAGACUCGCGAGUCCGUCUGGACGAGAUUGGCCACAUUAUUGCUUCUCCUCCCAUGCAUCGGGAGAUCGAUGCCUAUGUUAUCGAGGCUCCCCCGAACGACGAAAAUGGCCGAAUCAACCUGUUGAGCCAGGAAUCCGGAGACCCUUGCCCUGAGUGCGAAAAGGGCAAGUUGAAAGUGGACAAGGCCAUCGAAAUCGGCCACACUUUCCACCUCGGAACCCGGUACAGUGCAAAACUCGGGCUCUCUUCUAAGCAGAAUGAUGGGAAAGAAGCGGUGCCGGUGGAGAUGGGCUGUCACGGCAUCGGCGUAUCCCGUCUGAUCGCAGCCGUGGCGUCUUGUCUCUCUGACGAGGUGGGUCUCAAUUGGCCCAAGGUUAUUGCGCCUUUCGAAGCGGUCGUCGUUGUUCAGCCAUCACAUGCGGAGAGAUUACGGGCUGCCGAGCAGCUUUGCAAUCAGUUAUCGUCUUCCCCACUUGGCACUGUCGAUGUCGUCCUCGACGACAGACAAGAGCAAGGGAUGGGUUGGAAGUUGAAGGAUGCAGAUGUUAUUGGAUACCCCGUCAUCGUGGUUGUGGGCAAAGGGUUCGACCAAGGGAAGGUCGAGGUCCAAUGUCGACGCCUGAAGGUCAAACAGGAGGUCAGCGUCGACGAUGCCGUCAGCUUCGUGCAUGAUCUUUUGAAGCAGAUUUGA